UCAAACUAAAUUUUAUGAAAUGUGUAUUUUUAAUCUCACUUGUACAAUUUCCGCUUCAUAAUAUGUACCACAGAUUUAUAUCUAAAUCCGCAUGUAUGUAUUCACUAAAAUACGUCUACAUACUAUCAUUUUUAAAUAAAUCUACAACACUUUUCAUGAAACAUUAUUAUUCGAGGUUACCUGAUAACUUUACUGGGCGCGAACUAGUACAGUUUUUUCGUUUUGUCCCCGUUACGUGGACACCAAAGGAGAUGUGUCGCUGCCACGUCACCCUGCAUUUCUACUCCCCACUCUGCUUCCUCUUCAUCCACCCAACACUGCUUCCUCUUCCUCGACCCAGCAUAUCCCACCCUGCUUCUUCGCCGAGACCAACGCAUACCACACCAUGCACGACUCCUUCCCAUCGCCGGCUGGUCGGUGGAGGGGAAUUUCCUAUGGGAUGAAGCUACCAACAACAACGUUUUGGUCUGCUUAGGGUCCUCACCGGCGGCAGCCACAAGCAGGGAGGUGGUGGAGAAGAAGCGAGCUGAACACAAACCGUGACAUCGGUUCAUAAGUUCGCGAGAGCAGACCAUGUCUGGAUCCCACACCAGUUCGCGAGAGCAGGUCAUGUCUGGAUCCCACAUCAGGUCGCCCACUCCAAUCAACAUGAGGCGAUUCCACCUUGGAGGUGCUCGACGAAAUGCCUCUAAGAUACAAAAGCGUGUUCUUGCGUCUGUAAGGCCUGCUUCAUCUUUCCCGCCAAAAAAGGUCUGCUUCAUCCGUGGGAUGAUUUCACCAAAACGAGAGGGGCUUGCUGGAGGAGGACUUUCUACGGAGUCGAGUAAACUUUGGGAUCCUCCCCUGCGGUGGUGGCGCAUAAAGAAAUGGCAGGAAUGGGAGAACAAGAAAUAGAUGUUCAGCGAACUGAAUACAAAUCAGCCCUCGACAGCGGAGCAGACCGGCUCUAGAUCCUGCGUCAAAUGGCAUGUGGCGCCUUGCCUUGGACGUGUUGGACGAGAGGCCAAGCCAAACGCAGCAGAGAGUUUUAUUGGGCGGCUCGCCUCCAACAACAAGAAAACCAUCAACAUACUCCGAAGCGUCAACGGCAUCCUCAAACCAUCCAGGAUGACUCUUCUUCUUGGACCUCCUUCUUCAGGAAAGAGCACGCUUAUGAGAGCGCUUACCGGCAAGCUUGAUAAAAGCCUCAAGGUAUCUGGCAACAUUACGUAUUGUGGCCACACGUUCUCGGAGUUCUACCCCGAGAGGACCAGCGCAUAUGUCAGUCAGUAUGACCUACACAACGCGGAGAUGACCGUGCGAGAGACACUGGAUUUUUCCAGGCGCUGCUUGGGCGUCGGUGCCAGAUAUGACAUGCUCACGGAGCUCGCUAAGAGGGAGCGCAACGCGGGCAUAAAGCCGGACCCUGAGAUCGACGCAUACAUGAAAGCUACCGCGGUGCAGGGGCAUGAGAGCAAUAUUGUAACAGAUCUUACUCUGAAGGUCCUUGGGCUUGAUAUUUGUGCUGAUACCUUGAUCGGUGAUGACAUGAUCAGAGGGAUUUCUGGUGGGCAAAAGAAACGUGUCACAACUGGGGAAAUGUUAACAGGACCUGCAAGGGCUUUGUUCAUGGAUGAAAUCUCCACUGGUUUGGAUAGCUCUAGCACGUUUCAGAUUGUAAAGUAUGUGAAGCAAUUGGUCCAUGUGAUGAAUGAGACCGUGAUGAUCUCCCUCCUACAGCCACCACCUGAGACAUACAACUUGUUUGAUGAUAUUAUUCUGCUAUCAGAUGGAUACAUAGUGUACCAUGGGCCACGUGAGAACAUUUUGGAAUUCUUUGAAGCUUCUGGUUUUCGGUGCCCUGCUAGGAAAGGAGUCGCUGACUUCCUUCAAGAGGUCACUUCCAAGAAAGACCAACAACAAUACUGGUACCGUGAACAGGAACAAUAUCGUCCCGUGUCAGUCCCCAAGUUUGCUGAGCUUUUCAAGUCAUUCCAUGUAGGUCAGCAGAUGCUCAAGGAGAUGCAAAUCCCUUUCGAAAAGUCCAAAACCCAUCCUGCCGCGUUGACCACCAAGAAGUAUGGCCUAUCCAACAAGGAGUCACUCAAGGUAGUGAUGUCGAGAGAGCUGUUGUUGAUGAAGCGCAACUCGUUCAUCUACAUCUUCAAAGUCUCCCAGUUGAUCAUCCUUGGGCUCAUGGCCAUGACUGUGUUCCUCAGAACAAAGAUGCCCAGUGGGCAGAUUUCUGAUGGUACCAAAUUCUUUGGAGCCCUGACUUUCAGCUUAAUCACCAUCUUGUUCAAUGGGUUUGCUGAGGUACAACUAACCAUAAAGAUGCUUCCUACGUUCUACAAACAAAGGGAUUUCUUGUUCUUCCCCGCAUGGACCUGGGGACUGGCAAACAUCAUCUUAAAAAUUCCUGUUUCGCUUAUGGAGGCUGGGGUAUGGGUCGCCCUCACAUACUACGUGAUGGGCUUUGCACCUGCUGCAGGAAGGUUCUUUCGCCAGCUUUUAGCUUUCUUCGCAACUCACCAAAUGGCAAUGGCUUUGUUCCGAUUUCUGGGUGCUGUUUUGAAAUCAAUGGUUGUGGCCAAUACUUUUGGGUUGUUUGUGAUCCUUAUUAUUUUCAUAUUUGGAGGAUUUCUUAUCCCUAGAGGUGACAUCAGACCAUGGUGGAUAUGGGCAUACUGGUCAUCUCCUAUGAUGUACAGUCAAAAUGCAAUAUCCGUCAAUGAAUUCCUUGCCAGUAGGUGGGCCACUCCAAACACCGACACUUUUAUUGAUGCACCAACAGUAGGCAAGGCUCUUCUUAAGUCGAAAGGACUUUUUACUACUGACGGGGGCUUCUGGCUUUCCAUAGGAGCCAUUAUAGCAUUUGCAAUUCUGUUCAACAUCUUAUACAUUUUGGCCCUUACAUACUUGAGUCCUAGUGGCAACUCAAACACACUAGUUUCAGACAUAGAGAAUGAGUCAGAAGACAAUGUAUCAUCUACUAUGGCAUCUUCAAUAUCCAUGGUUUCUGUAGGUCCUAAUGGAUCCACAAAUAGGCCAACUCAGUCAGGAUUUGUCUUGCCUUUCCAGCCUCUUUCACUUUCUUUCAACCAUGUAAACUAUUAUGUGGACAUGCCUGCGGAAAUGAAGGAGCAAGGAUUUGCAGAAAGUCGUCUCCAGUUGCUCACUGAUAUCAGUGGUGCUUUCAGGCCAGGUGUUCUGACGGCAUUAGUUGGCGUGAGUGGAGCUGGAAAGACCACUCUAAUGGAUGUCCUGGCAGGAAGGAAAACUAGCGGGUCUACUGAAGGAAGCAUCACCCUCUCUGGUUACCCUAAAAAACAAGAAACUUUUGCCCGCAUUAGUGGCUAUUGUGAACAGAAUGAUAUCCAUUCACCAAAUGUUACUAUAUACGAGUCCAUUCUCUACUCAGCCUGGCUGCGUCUUUCAUCAAAUGUCGAUGACAAAACGAGAAAGAUGUUUGUGGAGGAAGUCAUGACCCUUGUAGAGGUUGAUGUGUUGCGUAAUGCCAUGGUUGGUCUUCCUGGAGUUGACGGGUUAUCGACUGAACAAAGGAAGAGAUUGACAAUUGCUGUGGAGCUGGUAUCAAAUCCUUCAAUCAUAUUCAUGGAUGAACCAACUUCUGGUCUUGAUGCUAGGGCAGCAGCGAUUGUCAUGAGGGCGGUGCGAAAUACAGUCAACACUGGGCGUACUGUGGUUUGCACAAUCCAUCAACCCAGCAUUGAUAUAUUUGAGUCUUUUGAUGAGCUUCUACUUUUGAAAAGGGGAGGGCAGGUUAUUUAUGCUGGUGAUCUUGGUCGCCACUCUCAUAAACUGGUUGAAUAUUUUGAGGCAAUUCCAGGUGUUGAAAAGAUUACAGAAGGAUAUAAUCCUGCAACAUGGAUGUUGGAAGUUAGCUCCCCUCUAGCCGAGGCUCGCUUGGAAGUAAAUUUUGCUGAAAUUUAUGCUAAUUCCGCUCUUUAUAGGAAAAACCAAGAAAUUAUUAAGGAAUUAAGCAUUCCCCCGCCAGGCUAUGAGGAUCUCUCAUUUCCUACAAAGUAUUCUCAGAACUUCUACAACCAGUAUGUUGCAAACUUCUGGAAACAAUACAAAUCUUACUGGAAGAAUCCACCGCACAACGCCAUGCGCUAUCUUAUGACUUUGCUCAAUGGUCUUGUAUUUGGCACGGUGUUCUGGCAGAAAGGAACAAAACUAGAUUCAGAGCAAGAUUUGUUCAAUCUACUUGGAGCCACUUAUGCUGCGGUCUUCUUUCUUGGGGCUGCUAAUUGCUUCACGGUUCAACCUGUUGUGGCAAUUGAGCGAACAGUUUUCUACCGUGAAAAGGCGGCGGGGAUGUAUUCUCCAUUAUCCUAUGCAUUAGCUCAGACAAGCGUGGAGAUCAUCUACAACAUCGUCCAGGGGUCUCUAUACACACUCAUCAUCUAUCCGAUGAUUGGAUAUGAGUGGAAAGCUGACAAGUUCUUCUACUUCCUGUUCUUCAUUAUCUCAAGCUUCAACUACUUUACAUUGUUUGGCAUGAUGUUGGUGGCACUGACCCCAUCCGCGAUGCUCGCAAGCAUACUGGUAACCUUUGCGUUACCUCUGUGGAACCUGUUUGCUGGAUUCCUUGUCGUCAGGACGAUGAUACCAAUCUGGUGGAGGUGGUACUACUGGCUCAACCCGGUGUCCUGGACCAUCUAUGGCGUUGUUGCAUCGCAGUUUGGCGAGAACACGGGUACUCUUACGGUCCCCGGUGGGAAACCGGUUUUGGUGAAGCAAUUUCUGGAUGACAAUCUGGGAAUACGGCACGAUUUCCUGGGCUACAUUGUGCUAGGGCACUUUGCCUACAUCGUCGCCUUCUUCUUCAUGUUUGGCUAUUCCAUCAAGGUCUUAAACUUCCAGAAACGUUAGGCAGUGUGUCGCUACGAAGCAAUCUAGUGCGUGCAUACGAAGCAGUCUAGUGCAUGUGUGUGUGAGCGUGUGUAUAUUACUAGUAUAUAAUAUGGGAGAAGUCAAUUUUUGUCUGUUAACUAUUAUUGCCAGAAUCUCAGUUUAUGUACUACUGUAUACAGAGGGAUAUUCAUGACCUUGAGUGUGAAAUUGGUACAUAUUUCGUCC
Messenger RNA from Lolium perenne, 5085 nucleotides. NCBI's taxonomy places the organism in Eukaryota, Viridiplantae, Streptophyta, Magnoliopsida, Poales, Poaceae. The record is from RefSeq and is a predicted model, not a curated record.